AUUAUAUAUUUUCUCCUUUUCUGCUUCUUCUUAUUUUAUAUCACUUUAUCUUGUAUUAACAUACAUACAUCCAAGAAAGAUAUUCUCAAUCAAAUGGCCGAAACAGAGCAAGUUCAAGUGGUUGAUGAAUGGAGUACGACCAAAGACAAUUAUCCUAUCUUCACAAAGACCUGGAAGCCUGCCGGGAAACCAGUGGCACAAAUCUUGAUGAUUCAUGGUUUUGGUGAACAUAUCGCUCGUUAUGAUGAAAUGUUUACAUUCUACGCUGAGAAUGGCAUUGAAAGCUUUGGGUUUGAUCAAAGAGGCUGGGGAGAAACGGCUGCAAAGUCAAAGGAGUAUGGAAAUAACAAUGGCUAUAUGACCGCCCUGGGUGAUAUCAAUGCAAAAAUUCACAAACUCAAACGUCCUGGAGUUCCUCUCUUUUUGAUGGGCCACAGUAUGGGUGGAGGUCUGGUGCUCAACCUGUUGGUCAAACGAGAUAUCUUUGAUGGCGUGGACUUAUUGCAGGGCGUAAUUUCUUCUGCCCCGCUCGUCACAUUGACUACCCCCGUCCAUCCCAUCAAGUACAUACCUCUCUCAAUGCUGUCCAAGGUGUUUCCUAGCUUUGUUAUCAGAGCUGGCCUAGACCCCAAUGGCAUUAGUCAAGACAAGGAGCAGGUCAAGAAAUAUAUUGAAGAUCCUCUUAUCCAUGACUAUGCCACACUUGACACAUUACGUGGAUUUCUAGAGGCUGGUGAAUCCCUUUUGGUUGAAGGAAAUAAGAUUGAUGUUCCCAUCUUAUUCUCUCACGGAACAGCCGAUCCUGUUAAUGAUUAUGCUUCAACCAAAAAAGUAUAUGAGCUUGCUUCUUCAAAAGACAAGGAGAUGAAGAGCUGGGAAGGCCUUUACCAUGAAUUGCAUAAUGAGCUGGUACUCGAGCGCAAAAAUGUGAUUGAAUAUUACCUCCAUUGGAUUAAAGCAAGAAUCCCCACCCAAUAAGCUCUAAAAUAACAAUAACAAUAAAAAUAAAAAGCAAUUGACUUCCAAUCUACAAGGUUUAAUCACAAAGCUUGGGGAGCAUAGGCCUGUGACGCGAUAAACAAUGGGAAAGUCUUGUGAUUUUGUCCCCCUCCUCCCCAAAUAAAAAGCAAUAUUAUAAUGGU
Molecule: messenger RNA, 1142 nt
Organism: Phycomyces blakesleeanus NRRL 1555(-)
Lineage: Eukaryota; Fungi; Mucoromycota; Mucoromycetes; Mucorales; Phycomycetaceae
Exons: 6
Coding region: 94-978 (294 amino acids)
Cellular component (GO): membrane
Molecular function (GO): lipase activity
Source: RefSeq, a predicted model, not a curated record